AUGUUUGACUUGACAAUAGACGGAGAAGUUAAUGAUCAACAUACCCAUGCAAACAUAGCUAAAGGUGUAUCAAAAGAUUACAUUGAUCAUGGUGACCAGAAUGUUGUAUGUCAAAUAUGUAAUGCAAAGUUAUGGACGGAUGAAUCUAUUAGAGGAAAAGAUAAACAGAAUACAAGUUUUUCACUAUGUUGUGGUUAUGGCAAGGUUGAGUUGCCAGAUUCUAAAGAAGCGCCGCCAACUUACCUAAAUAUUUAUCGUUCAACAGAUUCUAAAUCCAAAUACUUCAUUAACAACAUUCGUCGUUACAAUUCAAUGUUCUCAUUUACCUCAAUGGGUGGGAAAGUUGAUGCAUCCAUUAACAAUGGAAAAGCUCCAUACAUAUUCAGACUUGGCGGUCAAAAUUAUCAUAGAAUUGGAAGUCUGUUACCCUCAAAUGGAUCUAAACCAAAAUUAUCUCAGUUAUACAUAUAUAUCACCGACAAUGAGGACCGACAACAAGAUGCAUCUACAUCAACUUCUGAUUCAGUUGAUCUUCAGAUUAUACACGAUUUGAAACUUAUGUUGGAUUCGAAUAAUGUGUUGGUUCAGUCUUAUAGGAUGGUGAGAGAUUGUUUCCACGACAAUCCUCACAUUGACCUUAAGUUACGCCUUAUUGGAAAAAGGAUACAAGAUGGAAGGACAUAUAAUCUACUGUCUGCAUCUGAGGUUGCUGCUCUAAUUGUUGGAGACAUUGAUGAUUCUUUUCAAAAUAGAGAUAUCAUUGUGGAAAAUUCAUCGGGAUCUCUUCAACGUAUUAGUGAAUUACAUCCUUCUUAUCUCGCUCUUCAGUAUCCUGUUGUGGUUAGGCUUCCUUUUCAUCUUCCUGGUCAACAACAAGGUAUUUAUGAUCCAAAUGAUGAUAUCGACAAUAUCCUUGACAAAUUGUCUAUUGAAUCUUUAAUGUUCACAUCUUGGCUUGAGUGUAACAAGAUCUAUAAAAAAUCCCGAGAUCUUACUUAUGUUGAAUUCCCUACAAAGUUUGUGUGGAAAACUAAAUCACGGAAAUGGAAACCAAGGGAAAUAGGAUUUUCAAUUGGGAGAAUUCAUGAUGUUUCACCUAAACUUGGUGAAGCAUAUUUCUUAAGAAUUCUUUUAAACAACGUCAGAGGUCCAACAUCUUUUGAAGAUAUCCGAACAGUAAAUCGAGGAAUAUGUCCUACUUUUAGAGAUGCAUGUUACGCUUUAGGGCUUCUAGACGAUGAUAGGGAGUAUAUUGAAGAUAUUAAAGAAGCAAGCCAUUCAGCUACUGGUUAUUACCUACGGUCAUUAUUUUCAAUGAUGUUGAUCUCUGAUAGUUUGGGAAGACCAAAAUUUGUUUGGGAAAAUACAUGGGAAUACCUUUCAGACGGAAUUCUUUACAAUCAACGACGCCGGUUAAAGUCUCCUGAUUUAUCCCUUACUGAUCAUCAAUUGAAGAACUUAACUUUGUUUGAGAUUGAAUCAUUUCUACUUCGUAACAAUUCCACCCUUAAGAACUUCACAGACAUGCAUUACCCAGAUUUUGAUUGUGUAUCUUCUUCUAAUAAUCGUUUGAUUGCUGAGGAGUUAUCUUAUGACAUGACAAGUCUUCAAAACGAAUUUCAGACACUGACUGUUUCAUUAACAAAUGAACAACGAGGUGUUUUUGAGGAUGUUAUGGCAGCAAUUGAAGAUAAUAAAGGA
Messenger RNA from Lactuca virosa, 1701 nucleotides. The record is from the annotation of a GenBank genome assembly. Lineage: Eukaryota; Viridiplantae; Streptophyta; Magnoliopsida; Asterales; Asteraceae.